Messenger RNA from Drosophila innubila, 1460 nucleotides. RefSeq lists its product as uncharacterized. Bases 321 to 1343 code for a protein of 340 amino acids. NCBI's taxonomy places the organism in Eukaryota, Metazoa, Arthropoda, Insecta, Diptera, Drosophilidae. The transcript has 6 exons. The record is from RefSeq and is a predicted model, not a curated record.
CUGCGCAAACGCAAAGCACGCGCCAACACUUCCAAUUCCAAUUCCAAGUUCAAUUUUUUAUUUCAACUCCAAUACCAAUUUCAAUUCCCCAAAAAACUCAGUUCCAAUCGUAACUCCCCACACCUACGUCCAAAAAGAAACGUAUUUCAAUUUUAGCGCGUCGUUUUCCAACUGCAGUGCGUGUUUUUUUCAGUGUCGUUGUAAAGUUUUAAUAACUUAUUUGUUUUAUAUUUUUUUUAUCAUUAUUUUGUUGAAAAACUCUAAAACAGUGCCAAAAGUUCAAGUUCACAAUUAGUGCAGAAAUUUUGCUGCUUUUCAAGAUGUGCCGUCAUUUGUCAGGUCCAAAGGAGAUGUGGACAUUGUUGAUCGGAUUGGCGACAUUGGUGUUGCCAUCUGGUGUGCUGGGACAUGGUCGGUUGAUGGACCCACCGGCAAGGAAUGCCAUGUGGCGCUUUGGCUAUCCCAAUCCGGUGAACUACAAUGACAACGAGCUCUUCUGUGGAGGAUAUGCCGUACAGUGGGAGCAGAAUAGCGGACGUUGUGGUGUCUGUGGCGAUGCUUACCACGUGAAAUCACCGCGUCCCCAUGAAGCGGGAGGAGAAUACGCCAAGGGCAUCAUCUCUCGAUAUUAUACAGCCGGUCAGGAGAUUGAUGUUGAGGUGGAGCUUACGGCCAAUCAUUAUGGACGCUUCGAGAUGUAUCUCUGUCCCAAUAACAAUCCACGUCAGGAGGCCACUCAGGACUGCUUCGAUCGUUAUCCUUUGUUCAUUUCGGGCAGUCGGGAGCAUCGGUUCCUCAUCCCGCGCGAUACCAAAAAGAAGGACAUCUUCCGUUAUCGCGUUCGUCUGCCUGCCUAUGUGACCUGCACUCAAUGUGUGCUCCAAUGGACCUACUAUACCGCCAACAUGUGGGGCACCUGCUCCAAUGGCACCGAAGCCGUCGGUUGUGGCAAGGCGGAGACCUUCCGCAAUUGUGCGGAUAUUGCCAUCAUUUCGAAUACGGGAGGCGGUGUACCGCCCAUAUUUGUCAACAACAAAUCACCAUACUUGCUAUAUUAUCGCGAUUAUCGAGCGCCCGAGGACAAUAAUGUGUUCCCACUGAUUGUGCGGGAUCAAAAGUGCAUUGGAGCACCGCCUUUCCGUGCCCUUCCCGGCAUCGACAACUGGUGUGAGAUCAAUUGUCUGCGAUAUCCUCCCAACUGUCCCGAGACAGCCUGCCAUUGCCCUAACGAGUGUGUGGCAAUUGGAGAACUGGAGGGACGCGAGGGAGCUGAUACUUAUUGCAUGGAUCAAUGUUUAAAUUACAAAUCGGAAUGUCCGCGCGACAGAUGCCGUUGCUAUUAGAGAGAGAGAGACAGCAACAAGAGAUGCAAGACAGAGACAGGAUGAGAACCUUAACUAUACAAGCUGUGCUGCCCCAUUUGCCACAAACGAAAGAAGAAGACGACGAAAGACAAAGAA